AUGCAAGACGACGUGGAGGCUGACUACGAAUCCGGUACACGGAUUAUCAUUAUGCAUGGAGACGACACUUUGUGUUCAGUGAGCACCAAUGCAAGUCUCGCCUCCAUCAUCCCUGCCACAAUGAACGCAUUGGUUAACGAACGGCAAUAUGUCGAUGGUGGCCUGUCUUCGUGGCUGGCAGCGAAUGAGGCUUGUUGGGCUGUGGCGCACGAGAAUGAAGAGAGUGAGAGUGCAGUGCAGGAGGAGGAGGAGGAGGAGGAGGAGGGGAAGGAUGGUGGCGAUGGUGCAGAGGCUGACGUUGAAGGUCAGGUUAUGAGGUGUGAGGUGUGA
Hydatigera taeniaeformis is the source of this 330-nucleotide messenger RNA. Lineage: Eukaryota; Metazoa; Platyhelminthes; Cestoda; Cyclophyllidea; Taeniidae. The record is from the annotation of a GenBank genome assembly.